UCACGAUGUGGAUAUCGUUCUCGUGAGGGUGUUUCGUGUGACCGCACGGCCGACCCAGAACCGAUCCGCUUCACGAAAAAGAUGAACGGGAGCCUGGGAAUAAUGCGCGGACCCGAGCAACAUCCACAGAGGUUCGCGGAUUAUUUUGUCAUAUGCGGACUGGACAAAGAUUCGGGCUUGGAGCCAGAUAAAUACUUCGGGGACUCGUUACAAUGCACACCUCUGGACCGGGCGUACAAGAGCAAAGUACUGGGACACUAUCCGGACUCUGUCCCAUGGAACCCUUUCGACGAGCACGCUGUUUGCAUGCUUUGCCUGCCGAGCGGCCUGAGAUUCCGUACCCAGAAACACUCUGUGGAGCCGAUGUUCCACUCGUUCGUGCUCACCAAGGAGGACGGGCACAGAACGUACGGGUUCAGUCUCGUUUUCUACGAGGAGUGCCGGAAUCGAAAGAUAUGCGCGGCUAUGCAAACCCUGCAGGCGAUGCACAUCACAGAACUGAGCAGCGGACAAAACGGUACACCGCCAACGGUAAGAAAAGGACAAGAUGGUCACAACACGCGAUCGUUGCCGCGGCAUUUCAAGCUAUCAGCACAUUCACCGAGCGCCGCGUUAGGAUACUACGACUCUACCAAAGACAAGUUGCUGGUGACUAAAUCGAUAUCCUUGCUAUGCCAGCAGCCUUACCUUCAUGCUGCGAGAACGUUCCUCACUAAUCUCUACAAAUGUGUUCCUAGACACCCAGGGCCUGGUCUUAGCUUAGAGUCCUACGUGUACAAUCUCCUUUACAACGUACCGGUACCAUUGCCCGGAAAAUCGCUAAAGUUCUUCGUACCCAACGAGGAGCCAGCGAAAUCACCGUUGGAACUGGUCAUACAUCAUCCGACACCAUUGCAGGAACUACCGAUGCUAGAUUAUCCUCUAAAAGACGUGUUCACAUGGCUUGGCGCGGACUGCGUGAUUCAGCUAUUCACAUGCGUCCUGUUAGAGAACCAAGUGUUGCUCCGCAGCUCAGAUUUCCACAAGCUGAUGGUGGUAUCCGAGUGCAUAACGGCGCUUCUCUUCCCAUUUUCCUGGCAGCAUGUGUACGUGCCCAUAUUGCCCGCCAGUCUGCAUCACUUCUUGGACGCGCCGGUACCGUUCAUAAUGGGUCUCCAUGUUCAGAACGAGGGCGGCGUACUGAAAAUUGCUAGCGAAGCAAAUCUUUGUUAUGUAGAUAUAGAUAAACAAAGUAGCCAAUUUCCAGAAGAAUUACCUGUGUUUCCUCACAAGAUGCAAUUCAUUGCUGAAAUUAGAGCUCUGUUAAACAAGUACAAAGUACCAUACUCAGGAAAGACUGACAACAUGGUCAUCAAUCAUUACAAUGGCGACAUCAUGACUAGUAGUUUGACGCUUCCCGGAUCGGGAUUUCAUCUUCCUCGUAGAAAACAUUCGUUACACGACGUUCUGGAUUGGGAUCGACCCGAACCCACGCCGCAAUCGGAAACUUUACAAAGAAUAGUAGACAUUGUUAAACGGACAGCGGUUAACGUAGAUGACAUUGACUCGAUAGAGGACAACGUAAAGGAAAGAAUAUUAACAGCGCAAGAGGAGUAUCAGGAGACGCUUAUGUUUAAUAAUGCCAUUAGGGAAACUUUUUUGAACCGUUUUGUACAGAUUUUUUCUAGUUACGAACACUUUGUUAUCCAACCAAGUCAGGACAAAGAUGAAUGGUUAAAUAACAGGGACAGUAUGCAUGUGUUUGAUAAGGCCACAUUUUUAUCUGAUCAACCCACGCAGCAUUUGCCAUUUCUGUCGAGAUUCUUAGAGACACAGAUGUUUGCAUCUCUGGUGGACAGUAAAGUUAUGUCAACGUGGAGUGAACUUGAUUUUAAUAUCCGAGUUUUCGAUCAAAGGAUUUCCCUCUUGAGAAAGAAAGUUGGGGAAGCCAUCGUACGAUCAACGCGUUAUGAACCUUGUACAAAUAUAGAAGAGUCACAGAAAGUGUUGGAGCAAAGAUUAACAAAUGUGGAUUUCGAAACGAAUCCACCGACUGAGAUGCUCCCUCAUAGGGCAGCAUAUUUUCGAAGUUUUCCAUUGUUAGAUACGGUUGCAUUAAAUAAGGAACCGGCUCAGAGCAUACUACGUAGUCGGAGGGGACAGACCCAAUGGAAGUACAAAAUGAAAUCGAUGGAGGCGAAUGGGAAACCGACUGCGCCACAAGAAACUCAGUCACCCAGGCCGCAAACUAAGCUAUCUGCGGACAUGAGUCCAGCACUUAUAGCCCAAGCCAACUGGACAUUUGUUGAAAAGUUGCUCAAGGACUGUAAGUCAAAGACAAAGAGGAUGUUGGUCGAAAAAAUGGGAUCUGAAGCUGUUGCAUUGGGCCAUGGAGGAGAGUCGUUGUCUGACGUAGAAGAAAAUACUCUAGUCGCCAGUCUCUGUGAUCUCUUGGAACGAGUUUGGAGUCAUGGAUUGCAAAAUAAGCAAGGGAAAAGUGCUCUAUGGUCACACCUCACCAUGUACCAAGAAUUGGAAGAAUGUAACGACGCGACUAAAUCCAUAGAUCCUAAUUUUCUCUCUCCUGCCAAGAAACCUCCAAAUAAAUUUUUUGGAUUACCGGACCGUUUAAUUUCAUCGUUUAAGGGCAGAAAUAUUUUUGAAAUUGCUUCUUAUAUCAAGGAGAAUUUUAAUGUAACAGAUUUAUCGAAUCUGGCAUUGGAAACUGACGUUUCACCUACGCGAGGGACAGACAGACAUAAAUCCCCUGGUGACAGAAAGAUCGGUCCAGAACAUCUGAGGCCUUUACCUGAUUCUUUGCUCUUUGAUAUUAGAAACGUCCAAGCGAUGACGGACAUCAAGACCCAUAUUGGAUAUGCUAGAGCAUGGGUUCGGUUAGCACUGGAGAAGAAACUUCUUUCUCGCCAUUUAAAAACCUUAUUAUCGGACACCACUUUAUUAAGGAGCCAAUAUAAGCGUUCAGCGUUUCUGCGUUGCGAAGAAGAGAAAGAACAAUUCUUGUACCAUCUGUUGACAUUGAAUGCAGUUGAUUAUUUCUGUUUUACUAACAACUAUCCAACAACCAAAUUGCCAUAUAGGGUUGUUAUAUUUCCUAGUCGUAAGGCGAGUGCAGCUACUACUUCAGCAAAUAGCUGGAUCGCUAUCUCGGGCAGUCUGUGCGAAACGAAUCCGGUUCCUAUACCCAGAGGAGCAUUGGAAUUUUUAUUUCACCAUAAAAAUUUAGGUGUUCUCUCUACGUUACGCAUAGGACAUGACAAUACAGGUCUGUCCCCUAAAUGGAUGGUAGAGCACGUCGUGGUGAGAAAUGAAGUAACAGGACAUACGUUCAAAUUUCCAUGCGGUAGGUGGCUUGGCAGAGGUAUUGACGAUGGCUCUACUGAAAGAUUACUGGUGGGUGCCUUGGUACCUCGUAGCAUUGACAGUGAAGAAUUAGUUGAAUCAUGUUCAACGCCGCCAAGAUGUAGAUCACCUAGCAUACCCAGGCGCCCGAUACUGUCUCAAGUUGAACUUCAGCAUAUGUUGGGAGAAGCUGUAAAUGCAAUUGUUAAAUUUCACUACAGAAGAGAGUGCCAAGAUGGUUCUCUGACAGCUUUACUCUGCGGAGAAGGUGGUCUUGUGCCAUCGUUAGAACAAAUAUUUUUAUUCGGAUUCAAGAACCAGAGGAUAUUUGGAAGAAACUUUUACGUUUGGGACUAUCUAUUGCGUAUCAAGGAAAAUUUUGAGAUUUCACUAUUGGAAGAGAUGGAUGAAUAUUCGCAAAGGUUGAACAGAGAUAGGCGAGCUCGCGCAGGGAGUAAUCAAAGGUUUACAACUUUAAGAUGUUACUGUCACCUUAUCGAUCAGAUUAACAUGUUCAGUCAGACCCUAGGUAAAGACGGGAAGUUUCAAUUGUUCAUCUGCUUGGCAGCGAGGGAGCAACUUCUUCAUUCGAUGCUGCGACCAAUGAGUGAAGCACGUUCUACAGCAGAUAUGUAUGAAGAAAAUUCGUUUCUAAGAAAUCCUACCUUACUAAAUUUUCUCAUUCAUAUUCUUGAACCAUUGUGCGAGUUCCACAUUGUUCUCGAAAAGAGUCUGACUCACGGAAUUUCCAGUAUAUGUUAAUUUACAAAAUGACAUUCCGCUUG
Molecule: messenger RNA, 4124 nt
Organism: Dufourea novaeangliae
Lineage: Eukaryota; Metazoa; Arthropoda; Insecta; Hymenoptera; Halictidae
Gene: pns
Product: DENN domain-containing protein 5B
Exons: 20
Coding region: 82-4101 (1339 amino acids)
Molecular function (GO): small GTPase binding; guanyl-nucleotide exchange factor activity
Source: RefSeq, a predicted model, not a curated record